Phialemonium atrogriseum is the source of this 1629-nucleotide messenger RNA. RefSeq lists its product as uncharacterized. Bases 1 to 1629 code for a protein of 542 amino acids. NCBI's taxonomy places the organism in Eukaryota, Fungi, Ascomycota, Sordariomycetes, Cephalothecales, Cephalothecaceae. The transcript has 2 exons. The record is from RefSeq and is a predicted model, not a curated record.
AUGGUCAUCCGACAGCCUCCCCACUACACAAGCGGAAGGUUCUCCGCCCACAAUCUCUCCCCCGAGGCCCUAGACGUGGACAACCAACAUGACGCAGAAACGCGCCGAGGAAGAUCACCUACGCCGAGGCCAAAUACCCCUCCUGAGCCCUCGUCCGCUUCCACCGUGUUCCCAGCAUCUUGCUCAGCUCCGGCUUCGGUCAUCUUAGGAGACCAUACCCACCUAACAAUACCUUCCCUCGACGACGAGGACGAGUGCGGUAUCGUCAGGAGCAUAGCCAUUCUGAAUCCUUUCAAGACGACGUUUGGGGGCCAGCAUGCGCUCCUGAACGACCACUGUGCCAUGGAUAUACUAUUGGAAGGAGAUAAGGCAGCCACCACCCUUUCAAGGACAGAUCUGCCUAACGGUGCAGACUCCCGGCCAUUCCCGGAUGCGCUCUCCGUUCAGGGCUUGAACGAGCUAGGAUUUGGCAGUUAUUUGGCGGGCCCGGAUGUCGUCCCCGUCAGCCAUGCAAAUGGGCUAGAGGUUGACAAGAAACCAUCGACAUUCGAGGUGCUACCCGAGCAAGGGGCUGGCCAGGGGCUGCAAACUAUUGACGAUGCAUCGACUACUGAGGUGGGAAAGGAGGGGGUUGCUGAAGAGGAGUCGCCUGCUGGGGAGGACUCGCCUGCUGAAGAGGACUCGCCUGCCGGAGACAAGGGUGGUAGCGGCGAUCCAUUUCAGGAUGAUUUGGAUCCCGACAUGGACGACGAGACGAACAGUGACUGGGACACCCACGAACAAGUCGAGAAGCACCUGGAGGAUUACAAUGAGUUCAAAAGCGCAAUCAAGGGCCACGAAAAAUGGACCGACGCACAGGCUCAUCUGCAUAAACUCAUUGCACUGCGCGGGUCGUGGCCGAUGCUGAGGAGAGACUGGACCUUCAACUUUAGGACGCGGAAUAUUUACCCCUGGGUCUAUGCUCCAGAAGGGAGCCGCAAGAAGGUGGCCAUCAACGCAAGAUCGGACGAGUUCCGAGCCGCAAAAUCUCUCGAAGCUUUAUUCGACCUGUCGGCGCUUAUAUGCAGCUAUCGUCAAAUCAGAAUGGAGGCUCGAAUCGGGCCUGUUCUCACCAAAGCUCUCGAGAGGCAUAUCGACUGGGCCAUGCACGACGCGGGGGUAUCAAAGCGGAUAUACAUCCCCACCCUCCAGGUCUACGAGUUCGAUCCGGCAGCCUACGACAUGGAGAGCGGCGACGAGUUUGGCUCCGACUCGGAGCUCGAUUCGGACCCCAUCUCGGACGAGGUCGAGAAGAGGCUCCGGAGAUUGGCCGCCAAACACAGGCUGGAUCUCGUCCUGCCCGGGCGUAUACACCUGCCGGAGGCGGAGUGGGAAUACCGGUCGCCGCCGCCCCUCCUGUUCGCCUUCGUCGUCGUGCAGCACAUGGUGAUGAUCAUCAACCUGGAUUCUUCGCAUCCCGAAAACGAGAUCAUCGUCUUCGUGGAGAUCAACAUGUCUGAGGCGGACCAGUGGCUCUGGAACGCCUUGGCUGUCACCCUUCCGGUCCAGGUGGCGAGAGAUGCACUCUGGGCUAUCAAAGACACAUUGCCCGAAGUGGAGAUGAUGGAAGUGGACGACCCUGAUAUAUGA